AUGGAAGAUGAAAAUGCACAGCCCAAAUUUAAGAGAAUGUAUAUCAGGUAUAAUGCACAAAAACUUGUGUUUUUGGGAGGUUGUAGACCAAUCAUUGGUUUAGAUGGGUGCCACUUGAAAGGGAGAUUUGGGGGGCAAAUACUUUCUGCCAUAGCUAGAGAUGCAAAUGAUAAUAUUUUCCUAGUUGCAUUUGCUGUUGAGAGAACAAAGAUUCAUGAGUAUGGUUUCUACAGCAGUUUUCAGAUGACAUUGAGAAUCCAGAGCAACUUAAUCUGGUCUUCAUCAGGCAUUAUACUUGCAAUUGAGAUGCUGUUCCCAACUUGUGAGCAUAAGUAUUGUGUGAAGCAUAUCUAUAAUAAUUUCAAAGUGGAUCAUAAGGGCUUGGAGUUGAAGGAUGCACUGUGGAGAUGUGCUAGAGCCACAACAAUCAGGGAGUUUGAGAGAAGAAUGCAGGAAAUGAAGGAUUUGGAUGUCAAGGCAUGGGAGUAUCUUGCUGACAUCAACCCUGCACAAUGGUCUAAGUCUCACUUUAGUAGUAGAGUUUUGUGUGACUGUUUAGCUAAUAACUUGAGUGAGUCUUUUAAUGCCAUGAUCUUAGAAGCUAGGGAUAAGCCAAUUUUAGCAAUGUUGAAGUGGAUCAGAGUUAGGCUCAUGACCAAACAAUACAAAAAGAUGAAAAGUAUAGCAAAAUACACUGGAAAGGUUUGUCCUAAUAUUCAAGACAAAUUAGAGAAGUUAAAACAUGAAUCUAUACCUUUCAGUGCUACUCCAGCAAGCAGUUUCAUGUAUGAGGUUGAUAAUGGUUGUGAGAGACAUGUGAUUGACUUGGCUAAGAAAGCAUGCAGCAGUAGGAUUUGGGAUUUGACAGGACUUCCUUGCAAACAUGGGAUCUCUGCUAUUGUUAAGAACCUAGAGAAAAUGGAGGACUAUGUGCAUCCUUGUUACUUGAAAGAGACAUUUGCUGAAACUUACAAAGAGAUAAUACAACCAAUGUCUAGCCAAUCUGAGUGGGUUGAGACUAACCAACCUGCUCCUGUUGCUCCUCAUGUGUAUAAACCACCUGGCAGACCACCAAAGCAAAGAAAAAGAGAUCCUAAAGAGUCAAGGAACUCUUAUAGAGUUUCUAGGAUGAACAAGACAAUCAAGUGUGCGAAGUGCAAGAAAGAAGGACAUAAUGCAAGAGGGUGCAAGGCACAAGGCAGUAAAUAUACAAAAACAAAGCAGACUGCAACACCUCAAACUGCAUCUCAGCCACCAAGUACUAGAUCUCAAUCUGUAUACAGAAUUUUUGAUCAAACUGCAUCUCAACCUAUACCAAACAAUAGAUUUGAGGCAGCAACUCAACCUCCAACUAGAUCUAGGGCCAACUGGUUCUCUUCAUCCUCACAAUCGAGCUUCCAUACCCCUAGAGAGACAUGGGAUUCUUUACCAUCUCAGCCAAGUGCAUCUGUGAGCACUAGUGGUGUACCAAGUCAAGGAAGUGAUGGUGGUGCUGUUAGGGGGUUUAAAGGCAGAAAGUUUCAACCAAUUGGUGGAAAGGACAAGAAUGCAGCUGGCAAGGGCACUAAAAGUAGUAAAUGA
This is a messenger RNA of Quercus lobata, 1581 nucleotides long. RefSeq lists its product as uncharacterized. Bases 1 to 1581 code for a protein of 526 amino acids. NCBI's taxonomy places the organism in Eukaryota, Viridiplantae, Streptophyta, Magnoliopsida, Fagales, Fagaceae. The record is from RefSeq and is a predicted model, not a curated record. Gene Ontology annotation, molecular function: zinc ion binding. The transcript has 4 exons.